Triticum urartu is the source of this 2146-nucleotide messenger RNA. NCBI's taxonomy places the organism in Eukaryota, Viridiplantae, Streptophyta, Magnoliopsida, Poales, Poaceae. The record is from RefSeq and is a predicted model, not a curated record.
AGUCUUGAGUCGAAAUUGAGCAACCCCCCAUGGAUUGACGCCCAAGUAGCUAGUAUCACCCAUUGCUAAUUUUAUCCCUCUUCCAUUGCACCACUCGAGCUCUGAGUCGAGGUGGUUCGCAAUCAAUGGAUAUCCUCGUCUCUGCAAUCGUGGGUGACCUCAUCAGCAGGUCUGCAUCGUUCGUGAUUAGCAGAUACUUCCAGCAGCAGCCUGACAUCAAUAAGAUUCUACAGAGGCUAUGGAGUGUCCUACUGAGAAUCGAUAUCUUCGUCGAGGAGGCCGAGGCACGGCACAUCACCAACCAGGGGAUGCUCCGUCAGCUCAAGAUGUUGAGGCAAGGAAUGUACAGAGGCCGCUAUGUUCUCGAUGCCUUGCGAUUCCAAGCCGCCCGCGGCGAGGAGGAGAUGAGCCACUCGUCAUCUGCACUGUCCAAAUCCAGUCCAACCAAAUGCCUUCGUUUCUCUCGCACCCGCAGUGGCAGCAGCAGCAGCAACAGAGAAGCACUGUUGUUUGGCACAAACAACAACAUACAAGACGAGCUGCAACGGAUGGUUGAUACCCUUGAAGACACCGUGGCUGGUAUGAAGGAGUUUCUUUUCUUCAUGGAGCUGUAUCCUCGGAUCCUCCGCCAACCUUAUGGUAUGUAUUUGCUAUUGGACAACUGCAUGUUUGGUCGCCAAAUGGAACGGGAACAGGUUCUGAAUUUCUUGCUUAGUCCUGGUGCUACAUCAGACUUGGCUGUACUUCCGAUUGUUGGUCCAAUAAGAGUAGGGAAGAGCACCCUUGUUGAACAUGUCUGUAGGGAUGAGAGUGUGCGCAGUCACUUCUCGAUGAUCCUGUUCUUUCCACAAGGUAGUCUCAGGGAUGAAGGGGUGGUUGACCUGAAAAGAAACAAUAUUAAUGGUCUAGUAAGAUAUCGAAACUCUGCUUCUCAGACCAGGUUGCUGAUUAUUGUUGAAAUAGCUGAGGAUAUUAAUGAAGGAACAUGGAGAAGGCUGAAAUCCUCCACAACCGGCAUGACACCGUGUGGUGGGAGCAAAAUUAUAAUAACCAGUCGAUCAGAUAGAAUUGUGAAUCUGGGAACAACUGAAGCACUUCGACUGGACUUUCUCCCUCCAGAAGCUUACUGGCAUUUUUUCAAGUCACUUGUAUUCAGAAGCACAAACCCUGAUGAGCAGCCAAAACUAGCAACAAUGGCCAUGGAGAUCGCUUUGGAACUGCGACAGGGUUUCACAAGCGCGCAUAUCGCUUCUGGGAUAUUGCGACAUAACUUUAAUGCUCGAUUCUGGUGCACAGUUCUUGAAUGUGUAAGAGAAAGUAGACAGACAAAUCUCAAUAUGUUUGGCCAGCACCCAAACCUUCGUUUACGGGAAGAUGCACCGGUGUAUUGUUGGAGAUUGGUGAAGAGCUGCAGAUAUUUCUUGAUUCACAACUAUCAUCAGUCAGAUUCCAGUGAGAAUGUCCCUAAGAUCAAUCUGAGGGACAUCGUCUUAGGAUCUGGUGGUAAACUACCCUGUGGAGAAUUUGAGGCUCUUGCAUGGAAGUCGCGCAUACCGCCCUACUACAACUACAGGGUAAGCUGUAAGAUGCAAGCACCACAACUUACAGUAGGAAGGAAGAAGCGUGUGCGUCAAGAGGAAGAACAUUUUGUUUGAAUAGCACACUGUCUGUGACUCAUAUCAUGUAUACUACCAUGUUGUCCUGUGAAUUAGGAAAUAUUAUUACUCAGGAGUCUUGCCAAGUUAGUUACCAUAUAUGUCUAUUAACAUGUAGGCAUGCCGGACUUCUAUCCUCGUAGCAUAAGUCUGUACUUUCAGAUUCAAUACAGUGUUAGCAUUCCGGUUAAAUCAGAGUCCAAGACAAAAUGUAUUUAUAAAGUUGAGUGCUUGAGUCUGUAUCCUAGUGAUCAAGAUACUAUGUAUAACCUAUAAACUUAAGCCUUGCUAUCACACAUGUAUUGAUCUUUGGGCAUGAAGAAAAGAGUAAGGAAAAGUGCAUCAAAUUUGCUCUGUUUCCCAUGUACGCGUGUGUUUGAUCCUUGGGCAAAAGGCCAAUAUGUUUCAAUUCCUCUGUCACAUUUAUUUUUUUGUGACAGAUUCCUUUCUUGCUGGAUUUAAAGAUCAGAAAGAUGAGCUGGAUCAGGAGU